Molecule: messenger RNA, 762 nt
Organism: Malus domestica (apple)
Lineage: Eukaryota; Viridiplantae; Streptophyta; Magnoliopsida; Rosales; Rosaceae
Source: RefSeq, a predicted model, not a curated record
GCCCCUCCUAAAAAUAUUCCUCCAGAACUCCAACGAACCCUCCAGAAAAGCUUACCAGCCGCCGCCGACCAGUAUAAAAUCCACGAACGAAAAACUCCAAAACCGUAAAAAGAAAACGAAUUCAGAGAGAUUUUGGGAAAUUUUGGAGAAGAAUGUUCUUCUUCUUCGCCGGAGGAGUCCAGCAGCAGGUGCGGGAGGUACUGAAAUCCGGCGCGGGCAGGUGCAUAGCGUGCAGGUCGCCGGCGGAUCUGGUGGAGUACGAGAAGGUUCUGAAGCUCUUCUUCGUCCCCGUGUGGCGUUGGCCGGGGAAAGAGCCUGUCAUGCACUGCAACAAUUGCAACCUCUUCUUUCCUGAGUCCUACUCUCUCCCGCCUCCGAAGACCACCGUGGACUCUGCGGCGGUCUCGGAGGCUCUGCGGUGCCGAUUUUGCGAUCGGGUUGUGGAGCCCGAGUUCAGCUUCUGCCCCUUCUGUGGCGCUGCACAGUGAAAUGAAUCGGAAAUUUGCGUUUUAGGGUUUUGAUGUGGUCACUGAAGACUGUAUCUUUGUAAAUUGAAAUCAAUGCAAAUUUUAUAUUUUAUCAAGUUGCUUGGUUGCCAAGAAAAUGUAGCAGAAAAAGCAGAAAUUGGAAUCAAUUUUUGUGGGGUGGAUUGCAAUUUGGGGUUUAGGGUUUUUGAGUGCUCUGUACUCGGGUAUUUCUGUAAUUUGAAGUAAAAUGUAAUUUGAUGUUGCAAAAAAUUGGGUUUGGUUCUUUUUUGGCAUA